Messenger RNA from Zeugodacus cucurbitae (melon fly), 2378 nucleotides. RefSeq names its product N-alpha-acetyltransferase 60 (gene Naa60). Lineage: Eukaryota; Metazoa; Arthropoda; Insecta; Diptera; Tephritidae. Bases 493 to 1293 code for a protein of 266 amino acids. Gene Ontology annotation, molecular function: protein-N-terminal amino-acid acetyltransferase activity; histone acetyltransferase activity. The transcript has 6 exons. Gene Ontology annotation, biological process: N-terminal peptidyl-methionine acetylation. Gene Ontology annotation, cellular component: Golgi membrane. The record is from RefSeq and is a predicted model, not a curated record.
AAGUUUAGUAAUUUGUCAUGAUUUAAAGGUUCGAAGGCAGAAGGAAGUUUUGGAUAUUUUAUUGGAUUGACCACAUAUGUCAUAGAAUAUUGCACAGAUAAGCAAUGAUUAAUUGGGUUCAAUUGAAUGAUAAGUUUUAGUUUAUGGCAAGUGACACAUGAAGUGGUGUUGUGUUCAAAUGAAAGUGUUUGCCGGAGUAGUGUUAAAUAGUUCAAUUUAUGUUUGAUGUUGAAGUAUGUGGUUUAAUGCACAAAAUAUUACCAGCGUACAAUUAGAAUAAUAAAUACAUAACUUAUAUGCAAUUGAGUUGAAGAGCACAAAGGAGGGGAAAAUAUUCGAUUAAAACUUGUUAAAAUAGGAAAAUAGUAAUUCAACCGCACAUUUAACAUUUGCUCCAUCCAAGGAUAUACCUAUAUAAUUUCCAAAAUUUUGUUUGCUUCGUUAUUUGUUGGUGUGGUUGUAAUCAUAGCCGUUGUCCUAUUGGAAAUUUGUAUGUGGACAACCGAUGUGACUACAUCUAAUUCCAUGGCACAUUUUACUUGGUAUAAUAAACACAACCUGCCUCAAUCUAAUGUGAAUCGUGCGGAUAUUGAACAUCAUGUGCCUCUCUGUUCCGUUACGGAUGUUCAGUUAAGAUUUUUAGUACCAGAUGAUUUAACUGAGGUGAGAACAUUGUGUCAAGAUUGGUUUCCUAUUGACUAUCCGCUGUCAUGGUACGAAGAUAUUACAUCCAGUACGCGUUUCUUCGCGCUCGCGGCUGUUUACAAUCUGGCUAUUAUAGGAUUAAUAGUUGCCGAAAUCAAACCUUACAGAAAUCUGAAUAAAGAGGAUAAAGGAAUUUUACCAGAUUCUAUGGGCCGUAAUGCUGACAUUGGUUAUAUACUAUCAUUGGGUGUGCAUCGGAAACAUCGACGAAAUGGUAUUGGGUCUUUAUUGCUGGACUCCUUACUGAAUCAUUUGACGACCGCCGAACGUCAUUCGGUGAAAGCGAUUUUUCUACAUGUGCUAACCACAAACCAACCUGCCAUACAGUUUUAUGAAAAAAGAAGAUUUCAUUUGCAUUCCUUCCUUCCCUACUAUUAUAACAUAAGGGGUAAAGGGAAAGAUGGUUUUACAUAUGUCACUUACAUUAAUGGAGGUCAUCAACCAUGGACAUUAUUAGACCACAUCAAGCACUACGUAUCGAAGUUACAGCAUGCUGGUGCAGUUUUCACUUGGAUUUCGACUCGUUUGAGGCAAGUUGUACGUUGGAUUUGUCAUAAAACCGUGUCUCGUUUUAAUUUUGCACAUUAAGUUCAAGAAUUUCACAGAAGCACCGAGUGGUAUAUUCGAAGGAAAGAAAAAAAUCCAAAUCUGUAGAUAUAUAAGUGUAUUUAGCACUGUGCUAGAGAAAUUGCAAAUAGGAAAAUAGUUUGUUUUUAGUUAUUAUAUAUGAAUGAUAGACGAUGGGAGAUUUUUUAAAGAAUUAUGCAAACAUAAUCAUGGUUAAAUUGUUGACUGCGUUCAUACCGACAUACAUAUAGACAUAUUGACUUGCAUGGAAACUAGUUUUAAAGUAUGUAUAUUAUGUAUAAGUAUUUAAAUUUUAUAAAGGAGUCCCAACUAAAUUAUGUACGGAUCCACAGGACACAAUCACUUCAGAUAACAUUCACUAAUAUCAUUUCGUCCUUCACUUAUUUUAAACGGUUAAACGUUCCGUUUGUGUUUGUUUUAAAUUAAAAACAAAUUAUUACAACAAUUUAACAAAUUCCAAAUAUGUAUUUCAAUCCCCAAAUAAUUGAGGCCAAGUAUUCUUUUAUUAUCACACAUCAGUUUAGUCAGAAUUUUUUUUUUGUAUUUCCUUUCCUACUUUCCGUUUUUAGUUACAAUGUUUUGUGUAAAUACCCUAGAUUUUAUUAUUGUUAAUUUUUUAUAUACAUAUACCCAUAGUAGUAGUCUCUCUGUUAUAUAGUAUAAUUUUAUUCAGUUUCAGGUCAUAAAGUACAAUAGCCGAGCAUCAAUAAAGACAGUAUAAAAAUAAAAUAUGCUGUCAAAUUAAAGAAAGAAGAAAAGAAGUAUAAAUAACUAAAUAUUAAACUAAAAAAAAUUAUAGACCAAGACACCUCAUUAUCUUAUAUUUGGCUUGCGUAUUGAUGUUCGGAAAUAUCUGUCGCUCUAAUUUACAAUUACUUGCUCUAUUAAUGAACAUGGUCGUAUAAUGAGUACCGUGAGGCGUAUUUGAAAGCUUUUAUUUUUUGAUCUGUAUAUAGAGUAUUUGAUAAAGUAUUUCUACAAUACUCAAAUUCAAUAAAACUAUUUUUACUGCAAUUUUUUUAUAUGUUUGUAGCAAAUUUCAAAGUGAAAUUCAUGUUUAAAUAAAAUAUCUUUAAGAAAAUAUA